AUGUGGCAUCUCACAUGCACUCAUCACGUAGCCCAAGCUGACGACUGGCAGCAACUCGGCGACUGCUUGGGACGCGGCGCCUUUGGCGCAGUCUACCGUGCUUUGAACUGGAGCACUGGUGAGACCGUGGCUGUCAAGGCUAUCUCCCUCUCGCACUUACCGCACCGCGCAAGCGACCUGGCUACCAUUAUGCAGGAGAUUGACCUUCUGAAGAACCUCAACCACCCCAACAUUGUAAAAUACCACGGCUUCGUCAAGUCCUCCGACCAUCUCUACAUCAUUCUGGAGUACUGCGAGAACGGCUCUUUGCAUAGCAUUUGCAAGAAUUUCGGCAAGUUCCCAGAGAACCUUGUAAGCCUAUAUACCGCACAAGUUCUGCAAGGUCUGUUAUUCCUGCAUGAACAAGGUGUCAUCCACCGUGACAUCAAGGGCGCAAACAUCCUUACCACCAAGGAAGGCUUGGUCAAGCUUGCAGACUUCGGCGUAGCGACGCGGCAAGCAGAUGGUAGCAGCGUCGUCGGCACGCCGUACUGGAUGGCACCGGAGGUCAUUGAGCUUGCUGGUGCCACCACUGCUUCCGACAUCUGGAGUCUUGGCUGUACUGUCAUUGAGCUGCUAGACGGGAAGCCACCGUACCAUAAGUUCGCGCCCAUGCCCGCGCUCUUUCGCAUCGUCAAUGACGAUCAUCCACCUCUACCAGACGGAGUUAGUCCGUUGGUCAGAGAUUUCUUGAUGCAGUGCUUCCAGAAGGACCCGAACCUGCGCGUAUCGGCGAAGAAGCUCCUCAAACACCCAUGGAUCCUGUCGAGUAGGAAGAAUGACGUGGGCAAGCCGGUCAAGCAUGAGGACGCUGUCAAGUAUGUGGAGGAAUGGAAUGAAGCCUUGAAAUCAAGUCCAAAGGGUGAGCAGACGAGCAAUGGCGUUAGUAGGCGAGCGUCAACCAAAACAGCGGCUUCCAGACCGACUUCACGAACAGGAGCCGCGGGCGCCAAGGGCAAGUAUGAGACGCCUGCUGCGGAUACGCCAACGAUGCUGUACGCGUCGCCGGACGAAGAUGAUAAGCGGGAUAAUUGGGACAACGACUAUGAAAGCUUGUCUGCGUCGCUCAGCGCCCUGCAGUUACCGGAACAUCGCCGACCGCAAGACAACUUUGCAGGCCUCUUCACCGCUGAGCGACUCAAGCAGUAUGCGACGGAGGCCAUUCCUGGCUUGGAUGGCAAGGUUGAACAGUGGGACGAGGAGUUCCCAGACGGCGAGCUUACCGUCCGUUCACCGCUGCAGCUAGCGGCUGGUGAUGCACUGGAGACGGUACGCCCUUUUUACCCCAAAGAAAGUGAGGCUCGUACGCAGAUACUGAAGCCUACCGCCAAGCCUACAAGCAAACCUACAGCUUCUGCGAAAGCCAAGCAGACCUCUCCGUCUCUGCUUGCGAAGAGGCUAACGCCGGUGCCCACGCCCUCAGAUAAAGAGCGCUUCCGUGAAGACGAUGAGGAAGACUACUCUGAUCUGGUGCCGGACGAUGAGAUGGCGUUUCAAAAAAAGCUUGCCGGCUUCUCGCCAAGCCGGCCGUAUGAUCCACGCAAUCUCAGGGGUAUGCAGACAAAGCUGGGCGGGAGUGUGAGGCGUAGAACGCAUACCCCGACGAACCUUGUCCAUGACGCUGCAGCAAUGAAGCGGACACGCAGCUCGUUGGAGAUACAGAAGUAUGCCGAGGACGAAGACGAGGACUUUGGAGAUGUCAUCUUUGGCGAUGGCGAUGAUACUACGCCAAUGCAGCUACAACCCAUUAAGCAGCGAUCGCCGCACGGCAGCACUGCUGGGUUAUGGUCGUCGCCGAAUGACGAGGAGGAGGACGACGAAGACGAUCCCUUUGCAGCAAUGGAAGAGGAGCUUGAUGUCGUUGACCUGGAAAGCAACGUUGCUCGUGACAAGCAUGCCAGGCUGUGCACGCUCGUCGAGGGGCUUGUUUCUGAUCUGAAGGUCACGCAGCCGGAGGAUGUGCUAUGCGAGAUUGUUGAACAGCUCUUGCAGGUGCUAACGGAAAGUCCGGACGUACAGAAUGUGAUCGUCAGCUCGCACGGCAUGCUACCAAUCCUGGAGAUUCUGGACACCUGUCAGCGACCGCACAUCAUUCUGAGCCUACUUCGAGUCGUCAAUGGCAUCAUCAGUGAUAAUGUUGAGGUGCAAGAGAAUCUGUGCUUCGUUGGUGGUAUUCCAAUCAUCACGAAGUUCGCGCAGAAGAAAUUCGGAGAGAGCAUACGGCUCGAGGCUGCGAGCUUUGUGCGAAUGAUGUAUGGCACGUCAACGUUGACGUUACAGAUGUUCGUCGCCUGCGGUGGGCUCAACGUGCUAGUGGAGUUUCUGGAAGAAGACUAUGACACCGAGACCGGUCAGGAGUUGGUGCUCGCGGGAAUCAACGGUGUCUGGAGCGUGUUCGCGUUGCAAGGUCCCACGCCGAAGAAUGACUUCUGCCGGAUUUUCAGCCGCAGCUCGGUGCUGUAUCCGCUGAGUCUUGUGUUGAACAGAAUACUUGACGAGGACGAUGACGACAUGGUUGAGCUGUUCGAGGGCCGCAUCGUCAAUAUCUUCCUAUUGUUCAGCCAGGCAGAAAACCAUGUCAAAGAGACAGUUGCGGACCGUAUGGUGCUCAAGCGGGUGUUGAAGGAUCUGCGGCGCAUGCGACCACAACAUCAGAUUACGAUGCUCAAAUUCAUCAAGAAUCUGUCUAUGCUGGCUACGACGCUCGAUGCGCUGCAAAACAGCAAUGCGAUUGAAGUGUUGACAGACCUGCUCAGCAGCAGCAUGAAGGACAAGGCGUCGCACUUCCGUGAGGUGAGCAACCAGGUGCUAAACACCAUGUACAAUCUCUGCCGCUUGUCCAAAGCGCGGCAAGAAGAUGCAGCACUCAAUGGACUCGUGCCAUUACUACAAAGGAUCGUGCAGACCGAGCGGCCGUUGAAGGAGUUUGCAUUACCGAUACUGUGCGAUAUGGCGCAUUCCGGCAAGGUGGGCCGGAAGGUGUUAUGGCAGAACAAAGGCCUUCAAUUCUACGUUGGACUGCUCGCCGAUCAGUACUGGGCUGUCACUGCACUCGAUGCCAUAUUCGUGUGGCUGCAGGAGGAGACAAGCAAGGUUGAAGAGGUUUUGCUGUCCACUUCUGCGUUCACGGACGCGAUCGUGCAGUGCUUCAAUGAGAGUAAGACGGAUGCGUUCGAGAACCUGCUGGAGCCUCUGCAGAAACUGCUGCGCUUGAGCACCGGUGUGGCGGCAAGUCUUGCACAGAAGCCGCUUUUCGAGCGGUGUGGGAUCAAGCUACACUAUGCGAAGAAGCCUUUGGUUAGGCUGAACUUGUUGCGUGUGCUGAGGGGCAUUUGCGAGGCACACGAAGAGAAGGGAGACUUGAUCCGAAAGUAUGGCCUUUUGGAUAGCGUGCAAGAGCUGUUCAGAUCCGACCCGGCUAUCUUGGUGAGAGAGAUUGCGAAAGACCUGGUG
Messenger RNA from Baudoinia panamericana UAMH 10762, 3492 nucleotides. RefSeq lists its product as uncharacterized. Gene Ontology annotation, molecular function: ATP binding; protein serine/threonine kinase activity. The record is from RefSeq and is a predicted model, not a curated record. The annotation marks the transcript as partial. Lineage: Eukaryota; Fungi; Ascomycota; Dothideomycetes; Mycosphaerellales; Teratosphaeriaceae. Gene Ontology annotation, biological process: protein phosphorylation. Gene Ontology annotation, cellular component: cytoplasm. The transcript is spliced from 4 exons.